AUGGACGUGAGUGUCGAGGCACCGCCCGAGGCUCUUUCCUAUCGUUAGCACACGUGCUGACCUUUUCAACAUUCAUGCUGAACACUAAUUCGUUUGCAGGGCAUUCUCGAUUUCAGCCAGGAUCUUGAUGUUAGCCUGCUGGACCGGGUGGUCGGCGCCAUGUUUGGCAGCGCCCGUGAAGACGUGAGUGCCCUCCACGCCACUGGCGUUUCGCGGCGAUCAAUGGUCGGUACGGAGCUCAGGAAGCUCAUCCUUGGUCGGGUUUCACACCAUUAUCAUAGCAACGUAUGGCGCAACAAGUUCUUGCUCAGUUCCAGGAGCAUCCGGAGGCGUGGCAACGGGUUCCCGCCAUUCUUCAGCAGAGUUCGAGCGAACACUCAAAGGUGAGUCCCUCAACGCACUUGCUCAGAGGUCAACGCUGCUUCAGGAGCGAUGUGUCGGGACAUAGCAAAGGCUUCACGUAGUCUGGCACACUCCCUGAGCUGAUCUCGGGUCUUUGCACGUUUGCUCCCAGUACAUCGCUUUGCAAAUCCUUGACAAACUGAUUCUGACCAAGUGGAAGGCUCUGGCCGAGGAUCAGCAGCAAGGUGAGUAUCGCUUUGGCGAACUCCAGUCGGGCGAGCUGCUGACACUCAGCUGCUGAUCCCGUCUCAUAGGCAUUCGCAACUUCAUCGUCGAGACGAUCAUUGGUGUUUCGUCCGAUGAGGCUUCGCUCAGGGCACAGCGCACCUAUCUCAAGAAGCUGAACGUGACGCUGGUGCAAAUUCUGAAGCAGGAGUGGCCCCACAAAUGGCCGACAUUCAUUUCCGACAUCGUCUCGUCGUCACGCACCUCUCUGUCCAUCUGCCAGAACAACAUGGCUAUUUUACGCUUGUUGUCGGAGGAGAUCUUCGACUUUUCGCCCGAGCAGAUGACCACGACAAAAACCCAAAACCUCAAGAACCAAAUCUGCGGAGAGUUCGCAGAGGUGUUUCAAUUGUGCACCGAGGUCCUCGAGAAGGCUCAAAGGCCCAGCCUUAUCCAAGCCACUCUGGAAACUAUGCUCAAAUUCUUGAACUGGAUUCCCUUGGGUUACAUUUUUGAGACCAACGUAAUUGAUCAGCUGAUCAACAGGGUGAGUGGCGCUUAUCGACGCAGGAGCUGCCUCUGGGCUAGUCCAAUUCGUCGCAGACGCGGAAUCCAUGGCCACUUGUAAUUCACGUGCGAUUUGCCACUGACGCCAAUCUUCUGCAUCACAGUUCCUUGAAGUACCAGAAUAUCGCAAUGUGACACUGAAGUGCUUGUCGGAAAUCGCUGGCCUUCAGAUCAAGACUAACUCGUACGAUGAGAAGUUCGUCGUCCUGUUCAAUAUGGUCAUGACCUCGGUCAAUCGCAUGAUCCCUCCAAGCACGAGUGAGUCGUAACCCUGAAGAUCUCACUGCUCCAGUUGCGCUCCUCGCUGACACACGGAUGCUGUGUUGAACAGACUUCGCCGAAGCGUACGAGUCUUCGUCAAACGAUGACCAAGAGCUGAUUCUCAACUUGGCAUUGUUCCUGUGCAACUUCCUUAAUGAGCGCUUGCACCUUGUGGAAAAUGCGGAGAAUCGCGAGGUCCUUCUCAAUGCGCACCUUUACCUGAUCAAAGUGUCUCAAGUGCCGGAACGAGAGAUUUUCAAGAUCUGUCUCGAGUACUGGUCGAAGCUCGUUGCGUCUGUGAGUUUGCUGGGGCAACGCGCGCGUGUCGCGGCACUGAAAACUAUUGCGUCACGUUGCUUCAGCUUUACGAGGAGAUGCAAACGCUUCCCAUGGCAGAAAUGAAUCCCCUUAUUGGGCUGAGCUUGGGCAACGGGUCCUCUGGCGCUGCCGCUUCGCUCGAUUUAAGGAAGCACACGUACGCUCAGAUUCUCAGCAAUUUGCGUCUAGUCAUGAUCGAACGCAUGGUCAAGCCUGAAGAGGUGAGUUUGGUUGCUUUGAUAGCCUCUGGACAGCUCCUGUUGCUGACAGUAUGCGCGAAUCGCCUCCAGGUCCUGGUGGUGGAGAACGACGAAGGAGAGAUCGUACGAGAAUUCAUGAAAGAGAGCGAUACCAUCGUGUUGUACAAAUCCAUGAGAGAGGUGCUGGUCUACUUGACGCAUCUGGACACCCUCGACACGGAGGAGAUCAUGACACAAAAGCUGUCCAAGCAAGUAGACGGAUCCGAAUGGAGCUGGGGCAACCUCAAUACAUUGUGUUGGGCGAUCGGCAGUAUCUCGGGUGCAAUGAGUGAGUCGUCGUCUCGACUCAGCGAGCGAGAAGGCGUGCCGCUGCUGAUGCAUCGCUGGCUAUGCCCACAGGCGAAGACGCAGAGAAGCGGUUCCUGGUCACAGUCAUCAAGGAUCUCCUGGGCCUCUGCGAGAUGAAGCGCGGAAAAGACAACAAGGCGGUCGUCGCUUCGAACAUCAUGUAUAUAGUGGGCCAAUAUCCACGCUUCCUGAAAGCUCACUGGAAAUUCCUGAAGACAGUGGUCAACAAGAAUUUCGAGUUCAUGCACGAGACCCACGAGGGUGUGCAGGACAUGGCAUGCGACACAUUCAUCAAGAUCGCUCAAAAAUGUAGACGACACUUCGUUAUGCAACAAAAGGACGAACAGGAGCCUUUCAUCGACGAGAUCCUUCGUACGUUGCACCGCAUCACUGUUGAUCUUCAAGCGCAUCAAGUCCACACCUUCUACGAAGCGGUCGGAUACAUGAUUGCUGCACAACCAAACAAGCCGACUCAGGAACGCUUGAUCAGCAAGCUGAUGGAAUUGCCAAACAGUGCUUGGGACUCUCUCAUGUCCCAAGCACACAGCAAUGUUGACGUCCUCAACAAUUCUGAAAACAUCAAGAUCCUGUCGAAUGUCCUCAAGACGAAUGUCUCGGCUUGUUUCUCCAUCGGCACCUACUUCCUACCACAAAUCGGCAGAAUCUAUCUCGAUAUGCUCGCGCUCUACCGAAGCGUAAGCGGAGUCAUCAGCGCCAAGGUGGAAUCAGACGGCCUCAUCGCUACAAAGACUCCUUUGGUGCGCGGCUUGCGCACGAUAAAAAAGGACAUAUUGCAUCUGGUCGAGACUUACGUCAAGCGCGCCGAAGACCUGGAGCAGGUGAACGUCAAUCUGAUCCCCUCUCUUCUGGACGCGAUUCUCGGGGACUAUCACAACAAUGUGCCGCCUGCGAGAGAGGCUGAGGUGCUCAACGUCAUGACCACUAUCACCACUCGCCUCGGUGCACUGCUCACCGACAAGAUCUCGCCGAUACUCGAUGCAGUCUUUGAGCCCACGCUAGGCAUGAUCAACCGAGACUUUGCAGAGUACCCGGAGCAUCGUGUUGGCUUCUUCAAGCUGCUGCGCGCCAUCAAUGCACAGUGCUUCCCAGCCAUGCUCUCUCUGGACCCAUCCAAGUUCAAGCUCUUCGUCGAUGCCCUCGUAUGGGCUUUCAAACAUGCUCAACGCGACGUUGCCGAGCAGGGACUCAACACCAUGCUGGAGCUGUUUGCCAAUGUCGCUCAGGAAAGCGCGGAAGUCAGUGCAGGCUUCUACCAGCAAUACCUUUUGCCAGUCGUGCAAGACGUGUUUUUCGUUCUGACAGAGCCAGAUCACAAAGCUGGCUUCAGACUGCAGUGCAUGCUCCUGGCUCGAAUCUUUGCGACCGUUGCAUUCGAAAAGGUCUCUGUGCCAUUGGCAGAAGGGGUUACGGACAAUCACUCGUACCUGCUGCAGUACUGCUCCAAUUUGUAAGUGACUGGGACCCUUCAAGUGGGGUGUCUGCAGAUGCUGACAAUGUUCUACGAGCUUUCAACAGGCUCAAGACUGCUUUCCCGCACGUCGACCCCAAAUAUGUCGACUCGUUCCUCGAAGGCUUGUCGAAGCUCAGCGUCUCACAAGAUCCCACAAUGCGCGCGCUGACCUUCCGCAAGGCUGAGCUGCGCGACCUCAACAUGCACGAAGCCUACCACUCUGACCUCAACGGUCGUGACUCUCAAUUCCGGUCAGUUUGCAAAGCGAUGUUGGUGCUGUUUUGCCUUUCAAGCUUACCCUGGCAUUUUCUCGUUCAGCUCUCUCAUGCGCGACUUUCUGCUCACGACGCGUGAGCUGGCCGGCUCGGAGGGAGAUAAUCAGGAUCUCUUUCAGGAUGACAAGGCGGAGAAGGCUGCUGCUGAGGCUGCAGAAGCUAGAGAGAAGGCUGCAGCUGUGCCUGGUAUGCUCAAGCCAUCUGAGAUCACUAAGGAUGAAGACGAGGAAAUCUGA
Molecule: messenger RNA, 4243 nt
Organism: Ceraceosorus bombacis
Lineage: Eukaryota; Fungi; Basidiomycota; Exobasidiomycetes; Ceraceosorales; Ceraceosoraceae
Source: the annotation of a GenBank genome assembly